ACUCGCACUUGCGUGGUCUGCGCAGUCGAACGGUUCAAUGACUUUGGCGACCAGUUUCUAUUUUCUCUCUGGUCCUGUCGUCAGGUCGACACGCAAGGAAGGGGGUCUUUGUUUGCGUUUCACGUUCGCGUCGCACGGUAUCAUCACUGACGGCUCCAUCACAUUGUGUCCGAGACGGAAUGUGCCCGCAUAAGUGGAAGCGUGGUUCUCGCUCCUAUCGGUUUAUGUGAAAUGUGUUGUAGUGCUCCAGGGUGGCGCCGUCUAACAGUGCAAGUGCAGUGAGGUGCAGUGGUGUGUACGAGCGAGCGUGGGUCGGAACGGCCACGGCGAGCGAAGUGCGCGGAGGUGGCGGCGGCCGUUCGGCCAUGACCGGUGAUAUGCCUCUAGGGAGCGCGCACGCGUUUGGGCGCGCGUUGCUCCGGGACGGGGCUCUGCCACCGCUGGAGCCGGGCCCGCCCGCUCCGCCCGCGGCCAAUGCGCAGCCGCCCGACAAGCGACCGCCGGCCGCCGCCGCCAGCCCCGAGCAGGUCAUGAAGCUCUACAUGAACAAACUCACCCCCUACGAGCACAGAGAGAUAUUCGAUUACCCCCAAGUGUACUUCAUAGGCGCGAACGCGAAGAAGCGACCGGGCCUCGUAGGCUUCCCCAACAAUUGCCAGUACGACAACGAGCAAGGUUCCUACAUCCACAUACCGCACGACCACAUAGCGUAUCGAUAUGAGGUGCUGAAGGUGAUAGGCAAAGGGAGCUUCGGACAAGUCGUCAAGGCGUACGACCACAAGAAACGCGAGAACGUCGCGCUCAAAAUGGUCAGAAACGAGAAGCGUUUCCACAGACAGGCUCAGGAGGAGAUUCGCAUCCUGGAGCACCUCCGCGAGCAAGACAAAGAUAAUACGAUGAACGUCAUACACAUGUUCGAUUCGUUUACGUUCAGAAAUCACACGUGCAUCACGUUCGAGCUCCUCUCGAUAAACCUGUACGAGUUGAUAAAGAAGAACAAGUUCCAAGGGUUCUCUUUGCAGCUCGUUCGCAAGUUCUCUCACAGUCUGUUGCAAUGUUUGCACGCGCUGAACAAGAACAGAAUUAUACACUGCGACAUGAAGCCGGAAAAUGUGCUGCUGAAGCAACACGGACGCUCUGGAAUUAAGGUGAUAGACUUCGGCAGCUCGUGCUACGAGCACCAGCGCGUGUACACGUACAUACAGUCGCGGUUCUACCGCGCACCCGAGGUGAUGAUGGGCGCCAAGUACGGCAUGCCCAUUGACAUGUGGUCCCUCGGCUGCAUACUGGCGGAGCUGCUUACAGGGUUCCCACUCCUACCAGGAGAAGAUGAAGCGGACCAGAUGGCGUGCAUCAUCGAGCUGCUGGGCAUGCCGCCGCAGAGGCUGAUCGAGCAGGGCAAGCGGUCGAAGAACUUCAUCAGCAGUAAGGGCCUGCCGCGGUACUGCACCGCCACCACACUGCCUGAUGGAACCACGGUGCUAAGUGGAGGAAUGUCAAGGAGAGGCAAGCCGCGAGGCCUGCCGGGCUCUAAGAGCUUCGUCACAGCUCUGAAGGGCUGCCAGGAUAAAUACUUCAUCGAUUUUAUUAGGAGAUGCCUCGAGUGGGAGCCGGAGAAGCGGCUGACGCCCGCGCAGGCGCUGCGGCACGCGUGGCUGCGCCGCCGGCUGCCGCGGCCGCCGCACGACGACGAGCCGAACCACUCGAGUAGCGGUAGCGGCGCGGGCGCGGGCGCGGGGGGCGCGCGC
Molecule: messenger RNA, 1748 nt
Organism: Colias croceus (clouded yellow)
Lineage: Eukaryota; Metazoa; Arthropoda; Insecta; Lepidoptera; Pieridae
Gene: Dyrk3
Product: dual specificity tyrosine-phosphorylation-regulated kinase 2
Exons: 6
Biological process (GO): peptidyl-serine phosphorylation; peptidyl-threonine phosphorylation
Cellular component (GO): nucleus
Molecular function (GO): protein serine/threonine kinase activity; ATP binding; protein serine/threonine/tyrosine kinase activity
Source: RefSeq, a predicted model, not a curated record